Messenger RNA from Crotalus tigris (Tiger rattlesnake), 1800 nucleotides. It is a transcript of the gene HOXC6, whose product is annotated as homeobox C6. The transcript is spliced from 2 exons. Gene Ontology annotation, biological process: regulation of transcription by RNA polymerase II; anterior/posterior pattern specification. Gene Ontology annotation, molecular function: RNA polymerase II cis-regulatory region sequence-specific DNA binding; DNA-binding transcription factor activity, RNA polymerase II-specific. The record is from RefSeq and is a predicted model, not a curated record. NCBI's taxonomy places the organism in Eukaryota, Metazoa, Chordata, Lepidosauria, Squamata, Viperidae. The coding region runs from base 23 to 763 and encodes 246 amino acids. Gene Ontology annotation, cellular component: nucleus.
GCCAGGUAACAGGGGGGAAGAUAUGAAUUCCUAUUUCACAAACCCGUCGCUCUCUUGUCACCUCACCAGUGGUCAAGAAGUCCUGCCCAGCGUGCCGCUCAAUUCCACUGCUUAUGACCCUGUAAGGCAUUUUUCUACGUAUGGAGCCGCGGUUGCACAAAACAGGAUCUAUUCAUCUCCUUUUUAUUCACCGCAAGAUAAUGUUGUGUUUAGCUCCAGUCGGGGACCAUAUGAUUACGGAUCGAAUGCCUUUUAUCAAGAAAAAGACAUGCUCUCUAGCUGCAGGCAAAAUUCUAUGGGACACAAUACACAAACUUCUAUUGCACAGGAUUUUGCAAGUGACCAAAACAGGAGCACGUCCCAGGAACAGAAAGCUAGCAUUCAAAUAUACCCGUGGAUGCAGCGCAUGAACUCCCACAGUGUUUGUUUGGUUUCCGAAUCCCUAGGAGUCGGCUACGGAGCAGACCGGAGGCGGGGGCGUCAGAUCUACUCGCGCUACCAGACGCUGGAGCUGGAGAAGGAGUUCCAUUUUAACCGGUACUUGACGCGGAGGCGGCGGAUUGAGAUCGCCAACGCGCUGUGCCUCACCGAACGCCAGAUCAAGAUCUGGUUCCAAAACCGGAGGAUGAAGUGGAAAAAAGAGAGCAAUCUGACUUCCACGCUACUGGGGGGAGGUGGCGCUGGAGCAGCCGCCGAGAGCUUGGGCGCGAAGGAAGAGAAAAGAGAAGAAGAGACGGAGGAGGAGGAAAAACCGAAGGAAUGAACCAGGACGGCUCUCGGCCAACAAAAUUCCCUUCUCCUCCCCUCCAGUCUCACCCACGAGCACAGCCCAGAGAAGGUCCCCUUCCUUUCCAUCCACCACCCGGCUCUCUCCUGCCUUCCUUUCCCUUCUCAUUACUGCAGGCACAAAUGCUACAUUGGGUUAAAUUAAACGGGGGGGGGGCAAGGGGGGAGAGAUAGAAAACCCCCUCCUCCACUUUCAGUUUCCAGCGCUCAAGUCCCAGACCCUUGACUCCCAGAUCUCCUUUACUUUCCCCUUUAGAGGCUCCUGCCCCCCCCCCUUGUUCCUGGCCUCCUUGCCCAGUGACCCGGCUUUUCCUAAAGUGCACACACACACACCCAGAGACAUACACACAACCCACACACACCCAUACACAAGUGAGAUAAACUCCCCUUGGGAUUCCUUCUUUGCCCUCUCUAGUCAGAAUCUGCCUGCCAAAGGAGAAGGGUUCUCUUUGGGGGGCUUCCUUCCAGUAGAGCUGGGUUCGACCAGGCAGGUCCAAAAAAAAAAAACUCUGGGCAGUUUCAUUUUCCUAAUAGAAAGAAAGAAGGAAAGAAAGAAGGAAAGAAAGAAAGGUGGUGAUGUGGAUCGUGGAAAAGAAGCUGGGUUUUAAAAAAGAAAGAAAACGUAACACAGUUCACCCACUCACCUAGCCCAAUGAAAAGGACUUCCGUCCAUAUAUCCUUCUCCAAGCUACAUCCGCCUAAAAUAUAGCGCUUUCUUUCCAGAGUAAACUCAUUGUAUUGAAGACACUACCUGAAGUCAUGAUGCAUACGACAAACUGUGAUGGUUCCUGUGUGAAUAUUUUUAGCUGUAUUUGUGGUCUCUGUAUUUAUAUUUAUGUUUAGCACUGUAAUGGUCAAACGGUAAAGUGAAUGGCAUUCUAUAGCAAGUAAGAGAAAAGCAAACCUUGUGUUAAGCUUCCUAGCAUCAUGUAUAAAAAAAAAACACACAAAAAAAGUCAUGUCCAAAGGACUAUGGUUGAGUAUUUAAUAAAAACUGGAUAUUAUUUUUAAAAA